Messenger RNA from Lentinula edodes (shiitake mushroom), 1693 nucleotides. Its product is annotated as cytochrome P450. NCBI's taxonomy places the organism in Eukaryota, Fungi, Basidiomycota, Agaricomycetes, Agaricales, Omphalotaceae. The record is from RefSeq and is a predicted model, not a curated record. Gene Ontology annotation, molecular function: oxidoreductase activity, acting on paired donors, with incorporation or reduction of molecular oxygen; heme binding; iron ion binding. The coding region runs from base 129 to 1637 and encodes 502 amino acids. The transcript is spliced from 9 exons.
GUUGCUUUUUUCUAUCAAACCUUGUUCAAGGAUUUCGUAUACUGUGUGAUUAGUAUGAUCAUGAGUGUAAUGUCAAAGGCUUUAUCUUCAAGCAAUUUGUGUCCUCCCAUCGACAUUUUUUGCCCAUUAUGUUAAUCCUUUUGACUAGCCUUAUGGUUUGCGCCUACUUUGGAGCACUAGCCUUCUACAGACUUUUAUUUCAUCCGCUUCGUGAGUACCCUGGGCCAUCGCUAGCAGCGCUCUCUGGUUGGUACGAGGCGUAUUAUAACAUUAUCAAAGGGGGAGAAUUUAUCGGUGAAAUUGAAAGGCUUCAUGUACUAUAUGGUCCUGUAGUCCGAGUUGGUCCUAAUACACUCCACUUCUCAUAUAGUCAAGCCUACCAUGACAUAUACACCCAUGGUACCACAUUGGUCAAAGAACCCGAAUUCUAUGCCGGUAUUGUUGCUCAUUGCCCCCAAGCCUCUUUCGGCUUCUGUGACCCACAAGAGGCAAGGAGCAGAAGAAACUUAUUGCUACCAUUAUUCUCGCGCCGAGCAGUAGUUGCUCUGGAAUAUACAAUUCAGAGAAAGAUUGACCUGCUAUUGGACACGUUAAAAGAGAAUUACAACUCCCCGACCUCGACUGUGUCGAUGGCCAUCGCAUACCGCGCACUUACUCUUGACAUAAUCACCUCCUACUGUUUCGCUGAAUCAGCCAACACCCUCAGUGAUCCAAAGUUCCGCCAUCCCUUGCUCCUCGGAAUACAAGGAACUCUGAAAACUAUCACUUUCCAAAGGCACUUUCCUUUCCUCACUUCCUUUGCCAAUAAUGCGCCGCCGAAGCUCAUUCUCUGGUUCAUGCCCGCGUUCAAACCAUUCGUGGAUCUAAAAGUACGUUACGAAGGACAAGUGGACAAAUUGAUAGAUGAUCCCAGUGCUUUGCUCGCUGUUGAGCAUGAGACAGUUUACCAUCAUCUUUUGGAACCGAAGGAUAAACAGCAGCGACCAUCGAGAACAUCGCUUGUCCAUGAAGCAUUCACCCUCGUUGGCGCAGGAAGUGAUACCGUCGGAAAUGCUUGCACCAUCGGGACAUUCUACGCUCUGAAGUAUCCGUCAAUCCGGCAGAAGUUGAUGGAUGAGCUCUUUGAAAUAUGGCCCAAUGCAGAUAGGGCAAUAAGUUACGUUACGCUUGAGAAUUUGCCAUAUUUGACGGCGUUCAUCAAAGAAACCCUUCGGUUUUCACUCGGGGUGGUUCACCCCCUCCCUCGGGUCGUAGGUUCUGCCACCCCAGAGAUAGGUGGCCUAAGACUUCCUCCGGGAACCAUCGUGGAAAUGAGUCAUCUGCUCUUGCACAUGAAUCCCGAAGCCUUUCCCGAUCCCCGCACAUUUAAUCCCGAUAGGUGGCUACUAGAGGCAAGUACCAACAAGAUGGGCCUAGAUUUCGCUCCGUUCAGUAAAGGUCCUCGUAUUUGUUUAGGAAUGAAUUUGGCGUGGUGUGAACUGUAUCUGAUUUUCGGGAACAUUUUUCGGAAGCUUGACCUUUCACUCCUUGUCACGGAGGACACAAUUGAGGACUUCGGGAAAGAUCAUUACGACUAUUUUAUUCCACAUUGGAAAAAGGAAUAUCGCGUUUUUGUGCACAAAAUGCAUGAUUCAUAGAAAGGCUCCAGGUUAUCGAUCAAAUAUGCAAACCAACUUUCUUUGUUUCUACAAAA